This is a messenger RNA of Anoplophora glabripennis (Asian longhorned beetle), 2510 nucleotides long. It is a transcript of the gene AIF, whose product is annotated as apoptosis-inducing factor 1, mitochondrial. The record is from RefSeq and is a predicted model, not a curated record. Gene Ontology annotation, biological process: mitochondrial respiratory chain complex assembly; apoptotic process. Bases 333 to 2282 code for a protein of 649 amino acids. The transcript is spliced from 12 exons. Gene Ontology annotation, molecular function: NAD(P)H oxidase H2O2-forming activity; protein dimerization activity; FAD binding. Gene Ontology annotation, cellular component: mitochondrion; cytoplasm. Lineage: Eukaryota; Metazoa; Arthropoda; Insecta; Coleoptera; Cerambycidae.
UGUUCUUCUGCUUUAAAUGUAUUCUAUGUUAGAAGGGUGUUAAUUACGAAUAAAAUGAAUUUUAGGAAUUAAAUUGUAGUGCUUUUUGCAUUCUGCUUACAUUUUGAUCAGAUCACAAUUAUCUUGGCCUACUAAUUAAGCUUCAUCGUAACAAAAGACGAUGCACUUAAGUACAAAAUUUUUCCAUCAAAAUUAAACAUUUCAUUUCCAUAAACUUCAAUCAAUCCAUUUUUACAAAUGCUAAAUAGAACAAGUACCUCCGCAUUUAGAAAAAUAGAGUUUAUUUAAUCCUUUUUUUGCACUUACGUAAUUUUUGCAAGUAAGAGGAAAUAAUGUUGAGGGUUAGCCAAUUUGCAAAACUGUUUAUGGCCAAUAGUCCUGCAAAAACUUACUGCACUAGAAUUUUUAUAAAAGAUGUAGCAUAUAAUCCACGACAAGGAAUAAUUUUUCGCAUUCCCAGAAUUUUUUUCACCAAUAAAGGCAACGACGAUAAAAGUAAGAAAAUUCCUUCAAUUCAAGACUGCCCCACUCCAAAUCUAAUGAGUCAAAUUCCAGAACCCAAGUGCCCUUGGGACAACGAAGACAAUAGCAACAGGAAGAAAAAGCAAAGGAUAUUAUGGCUAGGGCUGCUUUUCACUGCAUUUACUUUGGGUGCUGUGUGGUAUAUUGGAUUUAUGGAUUACAAAGUGGACAAGACGGACAAGAAAGCGACGACACAAGAACCAAAGAAGAAAAAAACUAAGUGUUCCAAGAGACCGUCUGUCAAAAAUCCGCCCGAUUCCUCGAAAAUACCCAAGGAGGUGCCAUAUUUAUUGAUCGGUGGCGGCACAGCAUCCUUCGCUGCAUUUAGAGCUAUCAAGUCUGCAGAUCCAACAGCGAAAGUGUUAGUGAUUGCUAACGAAUCUUUCUUUCCCUACAUGAGGCCCCCGCUGUCUAAAGAAAUCUGGUUCAACGAAGAUGCAGCAGCAGUUAAGAAACUUAUGUUCAAGCAGUGGAACGGAUCUGAGAGAAGUUUAUUCUACGAGCCAGAUGAUUUCUACAUAGAUUGCACCUCGCUGAUGGCAAGCCCUAACGGAGGGGUUGCCGUAGCCCGUGGGUGGACUAUUACCCAUUUAGACGCUGUCGAGAGGUUGGCUUACUUGGAAGACGGAUCAGCCAUACAGUAUGAAAAAUGUCUAAUUGCAACUGGAGCCACCCCGAGGUUGUCAGCCGUCUUUCAGGCUGCGUGUGCCGACGACACAAUCAAUGAGAAAAUAAAAUUGUACAGGAAAAUCGAGGAUUUCGAAGAAGUUUUGGAGGCGUACGAGGAUUCUAGCAGUGUUGCUAUAGUAGGCGGUGGAUUUCUGGGAAGCGAAUUGGCUUGUGCGAUGGGCAGGAGAGAUAAGGGCCACAGGAAAAACAUUUAUCAAAUAUUUAGGGAGGGGGGAAAUAUGGGUAAAAUUUUGCCAGAGUAUUUAAGUUUUUGGACAACCGAGAAAGUUAAGGCUGAGGGUGUUACGGUAAUGACAAACACCGAAGUUAUAGGAGUGAAGUCUGAGAAGAACGGGCUCGAACUUACCUUAAAUAAUGGUAAAAAAUUGUAUGCGGACAACGUAAUCGUAACGGUGGGAGUGGAACCUAACACUGACAUCGCAGAGAAAUCUGAGUUGGAAGUGGAUCCCGAACUGGGUGGAUAUUUGGUGAACACAGAACUUCAAGCGAGGACUGAUCUUUACAUUGCUGGAGACUGCGCGUGUUUCUACGACCCCAAACUGGGUAGGCGGCGAAUUGAACAUCACGAUCAUGCCGUUGUUUCUGGAAGGCUAGCGGGAGAGAAUAUGACGGGAGCUCGCAAACCUUACUAUCACCAGAGCAUGUUCUGGUCAGAUUUAGGCCCGGAUGUGGGGUACGAGGCUAUCGGCAUUGUAGAUUCGUCUCUUCCGACGGUCGGCGUCUUCGCUAAGGCUACGGAUAAAGACAAUCCUAAGUCAAUGGUUACCGCUACAGAUGAGGGAAUUAGAUCAAAUAUAGAACAGGUUCCAAAAGAAUGCGACAAGUUCAUAUCGCCAGAGUUGAAACAGGAAAUAGAAGAGUCGAGGAAACAAGCGAGUAUUCCAAAUAAAAACGAGGGUGAAGAUUUCGGGAAGGGAGUUGUCUUUUAUUUACGUAACAAUAUAGUAGUAGGAAUAGUAUUGUGGAAUGUUUUCAAUAGAAUGUCAAUAGCUCGUCAAGUGCUGAAAGAUCAGAAGAAGUACGACGAUUUGAAUGAGGUAGCGAAACUGUUCAACAUUCACGAAGAGUAAGACGCAAGUUAUUCGCGGAAAGCAAAAAUUAAGGACCAAAAAAAGAACUAUCAGAGUGACAGUGUUGAAUGUUCUUAAGUGAAUUUUUUAAUUUUUCUACCUCAACGAUUACAUUGUUUGAAUUUUAAUGAAAUCAGUAUAUUUGGUAUUAACCGUUAGGCAUAUAAGAAGUUUAUUUGUAUUUAUUUUACUCGACAUCUUUUCAUAAAAUAAAUCCUUUCAUAAUAA